Molecule: messenger RNA, 1473 nt
Organism: Seminavis robusta
Lineage: Eukaryota; Bacillariophyta; Bacillariophyceae; Naviculales; Naviculaceae
Source: the annotation of a GenBank genome assembly
AUGACAGAUCACGAUCCACGUGCAGCCAUGUUGAGCGAGUCCGCGACACAGCUGAGGAGGGAUCUUUCUUGCGAAGAUAUAGAAAUGACGGCUGACAUGUCGGUCUUUGAAUUGGGGGCAAGGGAGACUCACGAAGAAACUGCAGACUGGGAAAACGUGGAAGACCUCGAGGAUGUCGACGCCGUUUUGGACCGCGAAAUCGAGAAUGUCGGCGCCGUCUUGGACUGUGAAAGCGAGGAUGAUGAUGAUGAUGGAGCUGGGGACAAUGGCAAGUGCUGUUGUUGCCAACGGGAUCAGUUGACGGCUGAAGAACGGAAAGAACGUGAUGCGGUGGUACCAUAUCUUUUGAUGCAUGCGUACCAUCUUCCCGAGAAUCAUACUUGGAGACAAGACAUGUGGCAGUACCUUACGAAUAAUCAUCCCAUCUUUGGCAUUUGCCUGCACCACCGUUUUCAUCCGCUGAGCUGGAAGAUUCGAGUUGUCACCUUACUGGGGAGCAUGCUGUUUGGUUUGGCAUUGACCAACAUCAUCUUUUUGCUGUUUGUGUUUACAGAUCAAGACGAGACGUUUGAAAUGUCGGUGUUUGAAUUCGAAACCAACUUGACAAGGACCGGAUUGAACAGCGAUCUCGACGACACGGUAUCCAGCAUCAGUGUCACCACGGGCAACAUUGUUCUUUGGACCGUUGGAGCGCUCAUUCAUUCCAUUUACGACAACACGAUUUGGUCCCUGGCUGCCUGCACGUGCUGUACCCUGCACAGCAGUGGUGGACAAGAGGGGGACUCACAAGAUUGGGAUCGCCGAGUGCGACGGUACCGCAGCACGGGAUCCUUCUUGGUGAUGGUUUCAGUUGUCCUGGUCACUGCCAUUGCUUCGUUUGCCGUCAUGCUCCGUGCAGCAUUGGAGGCAGAUCAAGAGAUUGACGUUUCCAGCCUGAACAUUACCUCUUCUGUUGAUUCUGAUAACGAUGGUCCGAACAUUUUGGAGUCGCCCACUCAAGUCCAAGAACAACUGGAGUCAGUCUACUACUACGAACAGGACUUUGCCGAUUACUCGUUUGUGGUCAGUUAUCUUGUGGAGCUGAUCCUUUCGUAUCUGAUCUACUAUCCCAUUUUUGGCGCUAUUUUGUUUUCUGGAUGCUUGACUUGUGGAAGAUUCCCUGUCAUUGGUGGCCGGCCGUACGAAUUGCGACAGCUGGAACGACUGGCACAACAAGCCAAGGAGGAGGCAGAAGAGGUCAUGGAAGAAGGAGUCGAAGUCGUCGAUUGGAAGUCCCAGCAACUUAUCAAGAUGGCAAGUGGGGACAGGGAGCAAGGAGGGGAAGAGAGUUGUGACGAAAGAAGUGAAGAAGCAAAGCUAAAGGCAGAUGGUGGCGAAGACGAGGAAGUCAGCAGCACAGUGAGUGACACAAGAGAAGACGAAGAAGACGAAGAAGACGACGACGAUGUGGGUCCUGACCUGGCCGAGUUCUAG